Messenger RNA from Pichia membranifaciens NRRL Y-2026, 1875 nucleotides. RefSeq lists its product as hypothetical. Gene Ontology annotation, biological process: amino acid transmembrane transport. The coding region runs from base 1 to 1764 and encodes 587 amino acids. Lineage: Eukaryota; Fungi; Ascomycota; Pichiomycetes; Pichiales; Pichiaceae. The record is from RefSeq and is a predicted model, not a curated record. The transcript is spliced from 2 exons. Gene Ontology annotation, cellular component: membrane. Gene Ontology annotation, molecular function: amino acid transmembrane transporter activity.
AUGGGUUUUUUCAACAGAUCGGAGAAGACGCCCGACUACGCAGACACCAGCAUUGAGGUGCUGCACGAUGACCACGGUGCCUCGAGCUCGUCGGCCAACGAGAAGAAGCUCUACGAAGCCAAGGUCUACGACAGCGCCAGCAACACAAACGGCUCCUCGGGGCCCUUCGACGACCACGACUCGGACGAUUCCUCCGCGAUCGACGUCAACGCACACACAGAGAGAGGGUUGAAGCAGAGACACAUCGACUUGAUUGCUAUCGGUGGGUCCAUCGGAACGGCGUUGUUCGUCACGAUCGGUAACGCCUUGAUGAACGGUGGCUGUGGUAACCUUCUUGUCGCCUUUGCCAUUCACGGGUUGCUUGUCAUCUACAUUGUCACCUUGACCAUCGGUGAGUUGAUCUGCUACUUGCCAGUGGAUUCUCCCUUCAUCACGCACGCCGGGCGGUUCGUCGACCCGGCAUUUGAAGUUAUGUGCGGCUACAACUUCUACAUUAUGGUCUCCCUAUACAUUCCUUUCGAAAUCACCUCUGUCAACUCCAUGAUCCAUUUCUGGAGAGACGACUACAACCCAGCAGACUCGUUUGUCCCACAGAUUGUCAUCUACUUGGUUCUUAACGUCUUCGCUGUCAACUUCUACGGUGAAUCCGAAUUCGUCCUCGCCAUUGGAAAAUUGAUCUUGGCCAUCGGCUUGCUAUUCUUCACCUUCAUCACCAUGGUGGGCGGAAACCCACAGCACUGGGCUUUUGGCUUCCACAACUACAAGGGGGUCAACAACGCCUUCCCAGAAUACCUUGGUAGUGGUGCGUCUGCUUUCUGGGCCGCCUACUUGAAAGCCGUCUUCACAGAAGUUGCCCCAGAAUACCUCGGUAUGGUGGCCGGUGAGGCACAGAACCCAAGAAAGACAAUGCCAAGAGCAUUCAAGGGUAUCAUUUACAGACUUUCCAUCUUCUACGUCUUGGGCGCCCUUUCCGUCGGUAUCUUGUUGAGACACGACGAUCCAACCUUGGUCGCCGCUAUCAGCAACGGUGCGGCGGGCGCAAACGUUUCUCCAUAUGUUAUCGCCAUGCAGAAUUUGAAAAUCAAGGUGUUGCCACACAUCGUUAACGUCUUGUGUAUGACGUCGUCCUUCUCUGCCGGUAACUCCUACAUCUACUGCUCCAGUAGAGCGUUAUACGCCAUGGCAAGAAGAGGCAAGGCUCCUAAGUUUUUUACCAUCUGUCUCAAAAACGGUGUUCCUAUUUUCGGCAUUGCUAUGGCCGUCGCAUGGUCCUGCUUGUCAUUGCUACAGUUGGGUGACACCGCCUCCGUUGCUUUGGACUGGAUGGUCAACUUGUGUACCGGUUGCCAGGUUCUUAACUACUUCUUCAUGAUGAUCACCUAUUUGUGUUUCUACAGAGCUUGCAAGGCACAGAACGUCGACAGAUUGACCAUGCCCCUACAAGCAUGGACCACCAAGCUGCAGCCUUACCCAGCCAUCUUUGCCUUGGUCACCACCUUCUUGAUUGUCAUGUUCUUGGGUGCCCAGGCCUUCCUCCCUUCGUUCGACGUCAACUCCUUCCUCUACUACUACUUGAUGGUCUUUGUCGACAUCGGAGUCUUUGUUCUCUACAAGCUAGUCUUCAGAACAAAGAGAAUCAAGCCAGAAGAGGCAGACCUCUUCUCCGACUUAGCUCAGAUCGACGAGCACGAACGCAAGUUUUACGCCAAACACGAAGAGGAGAAGAAGGAGGGGUGGACAAAGUUCAUGAACUGGAUUCUUUAGAUCAUCUGUCUUUCUUCCCUAUUGUUUAUCUCUUACGCUUGAGCAGCUUUUUUAACUUUAUAUUAUCUUUCAAUUCCAUUUCGUUAGCCCUUGUUCACACGCCGUGUGUUU